AUGUUUGGACGAUUCAAAAUUUUCAAACUGUCUUCGGACGAGUCCAAAUCGACAUCCCAAAAGCCUCCCUCUACUAGUACUAGCAACCGUGGCCCUGGGGCUAAUAGAGCGGGUGAAGUCAAAAUCGAGCCGAAGGGGUUGUAUAUCGUUCUGUGGAACACCGGGAUGCCCGACAAAUACCACUGGGGCCUUCUCGUUGCCACGGAUCACGAAUCCGGGAUCCUCUUCCACCAGACUUUGAUCGGAUUUGACUGGAAAUAUGUGGUCGAAACGAAAAACGUUCAAUAUUCCAAGAGCUUGCUUGUUGCAUUGAAGGUCGGUGCCGUUGAGAGCAUUGAUGACCAGUGGAUCGCUGCCAUCAAGACUUGCGUUCGCGAAACCAAAGUGACUGGGCUCUUUACCUGCCGUACCUGGGCUAUGGCCGCACUUUUCGACCUUGCCGAUGGAGGAUUCAUUGGGUUGUCGCCUGAGUGGCCGAAGAUUCAGGAAAUCGAACAGGAAGCGAAAGACUUGGGCAUUCAUGCGUAUUACGGGGGAGUUAAGACUGUCACACGAAGCGAUUUGACUACGGCUUAA
This is a messenger RNA of Uncinocarpus reesii 1704, 576 nucleotides long. RefSeq lists its product as uncharacterized. NCBI's taxonomy places the organism in Eukaryota, Fungi, Ascomycota, Eurotiomycetes, Onygenales, Onygenaceae. The coding region runs from base 1 to 576 and encodes 191 amino acids. The record is from RefSeq and is a predicted model, not a curated record. The transcript has a single exon.